AUGCGUCUAUCAGCCCUCGUCUUCGCCGCCGCUCUGUCCAUGGUCUCGGCCAAAAAGAUCAACAUGCACUGCGAGUUCGCCGCUGACAACACCGGCAUGGUUCAGUCGCCCUUCUGCUGUCGCGACAUGGCGCCCGCGCGCGGAAACUCCAAGGCGAACGAGGCGAUGGAUUGCGAUGCCCUUGACGUGCCUCAGAUGUGCGAGGAUCAGUCGCGGCCAGCAUGCUGUUACCCCAUUGGCCCCAAGAAGAUCUGUACCUCUCACGUUGUCUUCAUGGAUGCGGCGGAUAUCUAG
Penicillium olsonii is the source of this 294-nucleotide messenger RNA. The record is from the annotation of a GenBank genome assembly. Lineage: Eukaryota; Fungi; Ascomycota; Eurotiomycetes; Eurotiales; Aspergillaceae.